Molecule: messenger RNA, 6163 nt
Organism: Carassius gibelio (silver crucian carp)
Lineage: Eukaryota; Metazoa; Chordata; Actinopteri; Cypriniformes; Cyprinidae
Exons: 9
Coding region: 2972-5416 (814 amino acids)
Source: RefSeq, a predicted model, not a curated record
UUGUCAUUUGCUUUCCAUUGCAAUCUGACCAAAUUACUGUUUCAUGCACGAUUGGUUGCUGUGUUAAAUAAUUUACAUAACAACAAUACACUGAUUGGUCGAAGGCGGCGGCGCAGCUGCAGCCGUUAGGGAAUUUUUUCUGUCAUUACGGAGAGCGGGAAGAAGCACUCCUGAAACACACGUCCAGGCAUUUUGUCUCUGUCAUUUUCGACUUAAAAGCUUAAAAAAAUUAAGAAGGUGGAUUUUAAUUAUCAAAAAGUUCGUAGACGAAAUGUAAAGAACGGAGAGCGGGAAGCAGACAACCAUGGCUUUGUCGUCGAUGUCGUCAGAAGAACUCCUAUUAAAAUUAACAGAGGCCGGACUCGAAUUCUCAGAGGAAGAAAAGAGAAAAUUCAAAGAUUUUGAAGUUGAUGGGGAAACUGUCAAUGCUGGUCUAACGGAUCACAUGAUAGCACAACUUUUUGAGAAGUCUUUUAAGAAGCAAGUUAAAUUUAUCAAACUUAUCCAACAACUUAAAGAGAACCAGAGUGAAGAACUGUCUGAAAGUCUGACUACACCUUCAGCUUUGAGGCAAGUAUUAGUAUUUUUUUUUUAUUUAUGUUCCUUUAUAUUUUCUUCUGAUUGACUGACUUUCUUUAAGUCCUUAAAUUUAUUUUAUUUUUUGCCAGAAUGACAUUGAUGUCAGUCUUGAUAAAGCACAGUAAAACUGCACUUCAAAUUCAAGUCUGAAAGAUUUCACAGAAGUCACUUUAUUAAAAGUCUAUUCACCCAAAACUCUGAUGCUUCAAAACUUCAAUGAAGAGAUCGCAAAAUAAGUCCAAAUGAAUUAAGUCGGUUAAUUAAUUUGUUUAUUUAAAAUCUGGCCAUCAUUUUAUGUUACAAAAAGUGCAUAAUGCUGCUAAUUUUUGUUGGUUUCAACAUACAAUUCUGUGAAGUGAUUUCAGUAUAUGUGAGUACUUUUAGAACAUUCCAGAACAUUUUAUCAAUAGCUGCGUUUACAUGGAUACUUGUAAUUGAAUUGAUGGCUCAAUCGGACUAAAAACAUGUAAACACCUUGAUCGAUUCGAUUUAGCUUGAUCCGGAUGAAAUUUCGAUCGGAUUGAAUUGGGUGGUUUAUCCCUUUUGUAAUCCGAUCGAGAGAACAUGUAAUUACUUGCUCGGAUUGAAAAUCGAAACUGAAAGGACUGUGCAAUGACAUUAAAUAGCGUAAUGACGUAUGACGCGUGGAACGAGCUGUUCUUCCUGUUGAAUUAAGUGUUAUAUUAAUACGUUUCCCGUCAUUCUAAAAUCCUCAUUUCACUCACGUCUCUGUGAAGUGAAGCAGGACAACGUCCCACCAGUCCUUGUUUUGGAUUCUCAUCCACAGACGUCUGGUUUUGGCCGCGGGGAGGGGCAUUUUUCCUGCGUGAUCAAUAAGCAGCAUGGCAAACCGGUUAAUCUGCUCUAAAUUAUGACCAGAGAUGAAUUAAUAUUACGUCUGCUGUUUAAAACAAAUAAAUAACCAAUAAAGGAGAGUAUUUAUGCGCGAACAGCGGGAAACUGUAUAAAACAUCAAAUCUGAUUUGAAACUUGUGACGUAUAAACGCGCACAUCAACCCGAUUACUUUAUUUAUCAUUCAUGUAUACACCUUGUUCAGAUUCAUCAAUUGUAUUUAUUUCAUUCUGAUUGUGUCCAUGUAAACGUAGCUAAUGCUGUUAAAAUUCAGGGAUCAUUUUGGUCACUACAAUCAUGAUAUGAACAUUUCAUACUGUUUCGUUUCUAUUCUGCGUCAUUCCUCUAAACAGCCAAGAGCAAAGAAUUCCAGCCCCAUUUCCUCUUGUCUUCUCACUACCAAAAUUCCCAAAGGAUGUUCAGUUAAAAUUGGAUAACAAAGAACCAUGUCAUAAGAUCAGCACUUACCGGCAUAAAAUUGUACGAGUGCUGCACGAGACUAUGGCUCAGCACACACUAUAUCCUUCAAACAGUGACUAUGUUUGUGCAGUCAAGGCUCUUAUCUCCAAAUACCCUUUCCUGAGAGAUGCAGAGGGAAAUGGAUAUCAUACCUGGCACAUGUCCCUGAAAAGAAAAUUUAAAACUGAAAGGUCCCCACUUGUUAACGAAGAGGAGGUAAAAAAGAUUAAAAUGAAAUAUGGUCACAAUGUAAAGAAACCUGGAGAAAAAGAGGCUAGUUGUCAGAGAACCAGCAGAUCUGUGGCAGAUGAAGACUGUGUGUCUUCUAUUGGUGAGGAUGCUAUUUCAAUCAAUGCCCAUGUGAAGACCUUACAGGACCAGUACAAGAAGACCCAACCAGAUGCUGCAAUAGUGGAUGAAAAAAUGAAACAAACAUUUGCUUGGAGGAGGAGGGAAAUAACCAAUGGCAUUCCUACUGCAGAAAUUUUUCAGAAAUAUCCCUUCCUCAGGACCCCUUCAGUUUUAUUCCAGGAAAUGGGUCGAAUGCAUGCCGUAAAUUUAAGCCGGUGUUUCCAGGAUUCCUUCAGCAAAAUUGUGUCCAAUGUUUUGAGUUUGGCUAAGGGGAAAUCCGUUAUAGAAGCACAUUACAUGGAUGCCAGAAGAGAAGCUGUUGCAGAGAGUCUUUGUGAUAUGGAUUUUCGUGCUGCUCUGGUUUUACUUCCGGUGAUUUUCAGGGAGAAAGUGGACGAUUAUGUCACAAUCAGACAGGAAGAACCAGCCACACCAUAUCCCAUUGUACAGAUUUUGGGAGCGUCUAACUGGAAACAGGUCUUCAGCGAGAAGAGAAUUUUCAGCACUGUGAAAAUGGAGGGAUCUGAAGUUUGCCGAGCAGUUGGGGUGGAGGACGGUGUUCUCUCUGCUUUUUGCAUGUAUUUUUUAUUCAACCUUGCAUAUCCCUCGUACAACAGGAACACACUACUCUUUCUCCAAAGGCAUGUGUUGAAGGUAACUGCACCUGGUGACAAACCAUUGCCAACUGCUGUCGUCAGGAUUAUUAAUCUUUUAUCUUAGCCUGAGAGGAUGCCACGACCCUAUGCAUGUCCAAAGUGUUCACGCAGACAUUUUACUGUAGUGAAACUAAUCAAACAUGUAGGAUUGAUUCAUGCUCAUGAACAUGACUUUUCCAUCUGUUGCGGACUUGAUGGAUGUCAAAAAUACUUUUUCAAAUACGAGUCUUUCAGGCGUCAUGUAUAUAGAAAACACAGAACUCACAUUUGGCCAAGUCAUAAUGUCACUGGAGAGGAUGAAGUUGACAUUAGUGACAAUGAAGUCAACACUGACACUGCAGAGGAUACUCCUGAAGAUGUUAUGCUGGAUAUGAACGAUCUUUUGACUAAUUUCAGAGGAAAUCUGGUUUCCUUUGUAUUGAAAUGCAGAGAAAAAAAUGUCCUACCGCAGUCUGUUCAGCAAGAAAUCUUGCAAGAUGUCAAGUUUCUGUUUAGUUUCUUCAAAGAAAACUAUGAUUCAUUGCUUUCUUACCAUCUGAAGCAAAAUGGUUUUAAUAUUGAAGAAAUUCCUGAACUUGUAGGGCAUUUACAAUCAUUUGACUUUUUUGCUGAGGCCUGUAAGGUAAUAGACUCUGAACAUUUGUUCAAAGAAUACUGUAUUUCUCAUUUGGACAUGAUAGAACCUGUGCAGCAUACUGUUAGAGAUGUUAAUGGUCUUGUGAUUGGAAAUUUUGCUUAUGUUCCCAUCAUUGAUGUGCUCAAAAAGUACUGCAGCCAUGAGGAUGUAUGGGACUCAAUACAGGAACAAAACAUUCAGCCUAGGGAUGAGCAUGUGCUGAGGGACUACAAUGAUGGAAAGUACUUUAAGGAACAUCCAUUCUUUUCCAAACAUCCAGCUGCAUUGCGCCUGCACUUUUACGAAGAUGAGUUUGAAGUGGUCAAUCCGCUUGGUUCCAAAAGAAACAAACACAAACUCUGUGCUAUUUACUAUAGUGUUGGCAAUAUAGGUGUAAAACGCAGGUCUCAGCUAAAGCAUAUCCACCUUGCAUUACUUGUUAAGCAUUCUUUGUUUAAGCAGCACAUGGACAUUAUUUUGAAACCUCUGUUGGAUGAUCUAAAAUUACUGUCAACUGAUGGCUUUGAUUUGAUGUUCAGUAAUAAGACAUUCAAUGUGCGUGCUGCUUUGGCUUCUAUCUCUGGGGACAAUUUGUCUGCUCACAUGAUUGGUGGAUUUAGCAUGUCCUUUAACUCAGGACGAAUAUGCAGAUACUGUAUGGCAACCCACUCAAAUAAGAAUGAGUUUUUCAGUGAAGAUAAAUUCAUUCUCAGAACUUCAGAAGUCCACAAAUAUCAUUUAGAGUCCAUAAAGGAGAAUCCUACCAACAGUGCAGUAUAUGGUGUUCAGAGAAUCUGUCCAUUUGAUGAACUAAGUUACUUUGAUGUGACAAAAGGACUGCCACCAGAUAUUAUGCACGACUUAUUAGAAGGCGUAAUACCUUUAGUAGUCAAACUAGUUUUAUGUAAAGCACAUAGAGAAAAGCAUAUGACUAUACAGGAAGUAAAUGCUGAAUUGAGUCAAUUCUCAAUCGGUCAAAAUGACAGAGCAAACAAACCAUCCCAGCUUUCUGAGAAAAUUUUACACAAUUCUAGCAUCUCGGGAUCAGCCUCACAAAAAUGGUGCUUAUUUAGGCUUUUACCUUUUUUGAUUGCACAUCGCAUUCCACCCAAUUCUGAAUAUUGGAAUGUUUAUCUUCUAUGUCGAGAAAUUGCAGAUACAGUUAUGGCCCCUAGAGUGAAAAGAGAAAACCUCCCAAUUCUUGAUUUGAAAGUGAAAGAGUUCUUACAAGAGUUAAAAGAUGUAUUUGACAUCAUUACACCCAAGUGUCAUUAUCUAAUUCAUUAUGCUAGACUUAUUUCAUCUUAUGGUCCGCUGCGUCCACUUUGGUGUAUGCGUUUUGAAAGUAAACAUCAGUAUUUUAAAACUGUAUCUAGCACCUGUAGAAACUUCAUGAAUAUUGCUGCUUCCUUAAGCAAAAGACACCAAUUCAAACAGUGUUGGGAGUUUUCAUCAGAAAGCAUGUUGAGUGAUUAUGAAAAAGUGUCUGGAACAAGCAUAAGCACUCCAUUUACAUCUUUACCCAGAGAGCUUCAAAAUACACUUAAAAGUCACAAAAGUUGUCAAGCCAUAGAUUUUGCAGGUAAAACACUUCAACGUGUAAAAGAGGUUUGUGUAAAUAAUGUAAAGUACAGCACCAAAGAUGUGUUUGUUAUUGAUGUUGUGCAUACAGAGGAAGUUCCUUUAUUCUUUCAGGUUAAGUACGUUUUCAAUGUAGAUACAUUGUGGAUACUGUGUGGGAAACUUUUGCUCCCACAAUCGUUUGACUCUCAUUUCCAUGCAUUUAGUGUUUCAUAUGAUAAGGAUUGGUUUUGUGUGAUGCCAGGAGAGGAACUGGACCACCAGGCACUUGACCUUUAUGUGGUUGAUGACCAUUUGUAUGUAGGAGCCAGAUAUGCAUAGUCACUCACCUACAAAACAUUAGGUUUAAAUUUUAACACACUCACCUACAUCUCAUUAAAAUGUUUAUAAUGCUAUACAUAAUUUAAUUAGUCCUUUAAAACUGUUAAUGUUAUGUAAAUUCAAGGGUAUUGUGUGGAAUUUAAAAAUGUAAGUCUAAAUUGUAUUGUGAAUAGCUUGUGAACUUUUAUUGUAGAUUGGAAAAUGAAAUUGACAUUUUUGUGAAAUAUCUUGUAGCAAAUGGAGAAAUGUUUUUUUAUGUUCUGUUAAAAAUGUUUGAAAUCUCCAUUGUAAACUGUAGAGAUGUAUUUACAAUACAAGAAAUAUUUGAACCUGUAACAGUAUUCAAACACCUGUAUUUGUGUAUUGUGAAUGGCUUAUGAAUUUUUAUUGUAGAUUGGAAAAUGAAAUUGACAUUGUGACAUUUUAGUGAAAUAUCUUGUAGCAAAUGGAGAAUUGUUUUUUUUAUGUUCUGUUAGAAAUGUUUGAAAUCUUAAUUGUAAACUGCAGAGAUGAAUUUUACAAAAUAACCUGUAACAAAGUAUUCACAAACACGUGUAUUGUUUUUCAUAUUAAAUUGAUGUUAUUCAAUAGAAAAAUGGCCUUUAAUAGUUCUUGAAGGAACAUAUUUGACACAGUUAAGGUACAAAAGGGCUUGUCACUGGGGUGGUACCUUAAAGGAUCAAAUAUGCACCUUAGGUAAAGGUACAAUAUUGUACCAGUAAGUAAAAAAAAAAAAAGGUACAUUUU